UCUUCAUCAUUCACGAAACAUCUCAUAUCUAGAGAGUUAUAUAUAUAUAUACAUAUAUAUAGAAUCAUAUAAUAUAUACAAGAGCAAAAAAAAGUAUGAAGGGAGGAGAGAAACAAUGUGGAAAAAUUGAUAAAUUGAAGCCAAUAAUAGCAAUCAUAUCACUUCAAUUCGGAUAUGCAGGCAUGUACAUCAUCACUAUGGUCUCCUUAAAGCAUGGUAUGAACCAUUGGAUCCUUGCUACAUACCGUCACGUUGUUGCCACCAUUGUCAUUGCUCCUUUUGCUCUCGUUCUUGAAAGGAAAAUAAGGCCUAAGAUGACAUGGCCAAUGUUCUUUAGGAUUCUUGCUCUUGGAAUCUUAGAACCACUCAUGGACCAGAACUUGUACUACAUAGGAAUGAAAGCCACAUCAGCUACAUACAGUUCUGCCUUUGUUAAUGCACUUCCAGCUAUUACCUUCAUAAUGGCUGUCAUUUUCAGGUUAGAAACUGUAAAUUUGAAGAAAGUACGAAGUCUUGCAAAGGUGGUCGGAACAGUAAUCACUUUAUUAGGAGCUAUGGUGAUGACUUUGUACAAAGGUCCAGCCAUUGAGCUCUUUAAGAGUGCUCAUACCUCUUUUCACGGUGGCUCCUCCACUAGCUCCUCCGAGACAACUGACCAGAACUGGGUCACUGGAACCUUAGCCAUUAUGGGUAGUAUCACUAGUUGGGCAGGUUUCUUCAUUUUACAAUCAUUCACGUUGAAGAAAUAUCCGGCGGAACUGUCAUUGGUUAUGUGGAUUUGUGGCAUGGGAACGAUAUUGAACACGAUUGCUUCGGUCGUGAUGGUUCGCGACUUGAGCGCUUGGAAGAUCGGUAUGGACUCGGGCACGCUCGCGGCUGUUUACUCGGGAGUGGUUUGUUCGGGUAUGGCGUAUUACAUACAAAGCAUUGUGAUUAGGGAACGAGGCCCGGUUUUUACGACUUCGUUUAGUCCUAUGUGUAUGAUCAUUACAGCCUUCCUUGGCGUGCUAGUUUUGGCUGAAAAGAUUCAUCUCGGAAGUAUAAUAGGCGCGAUUUUCAUCGUGUUCGGACUAUACAGCGUCGUGUGGGGAAAAGCGAAAGACGAAGUGAUACCGGUUGAGGAGAAAGUAGGAUUGCAGGAGCUGCCAAUCACCAAUAUAUCAACAAAAACAGCAGAAGGUACUGGUGGUAUUCCCAUUGCAGUAGACAAAGGUGUGGUGGCUAAUAACAUUAACUAAACCAAAAAAAAGACAAUGCUCUCUCAAUUUUUGAAGACCAAGUUUCCAAGAAGGGAAACUUGUUUUAUCUUUAUUACUUGUUUUGUUUUAUGUUGUUUUUACAUUUUCAAGUUGUCUUUGUGUUAAAUUGUUAAGAUUCAAGUAUAUAUAUAAAAACAAUGUUGUAUAUUUUCUGUAAUUGUGGGGAUAUCACGUAAAUGGAAGAAAUUUUAAUUUGGUUA
Molecule: messenger RNA, 1459 nt
Organism: Capsella rubella
Lineage: Eukaryota; Viridiplantae; Streptophyta; Magnoliopsida; Brassicales; Brassicaceae
Product: WAT1-related protein At4g08300
Exons: 7
Coding region: 96-1238 (380 amino acids)
Cellular component (GO): plasma membrane
Molecular function (GO): transmembrane transporter activity
Source: RefSeq, a predicted model, not a curated record